Messenger RNA from Candidula unifasciata, 597 nucleotides. The record is from the annotation of a GenBank genome assembly. NCBI's taxonomy places the organism in Eukaryota, Metazoa, Mollusca, Gastropoda, Stylommatophora, Geomitridae.
AUGUUGGGACCUGAAAUGCUCGGAUUUGGGGUGGAAUGGAUGAAUAAUGAAGUGUCCACCGGAACAACAAUCAUGGCCACCCAGUAUGAUCGGGUUGUGGUAGUUGGUGCAGACUCUAGGACAACAACAACAACAAGCUAUAUCGCCAAUCGAGUGACACACAAAUUGACCGGGAUCACAGACUACAUCUACUGCUGCCGUUCUGGGUCUGCUGCAGACACACAAGCUGUUGCCGAUCUAGUAAAAUACCAAAUUGACUUUCACAGAAUGGAGAUGGGCAAGGAGCCGCUGGUGAAGACAGUUGCCAACAUCUUCAAGCAGUUGUGCUACGACUACAGGGAUCAGAUCACUGCAGGCAUCAUUGUUGCUGGCUGCCAUAGUAAAGAUGGGGACGGGAUGCCAUUUAUCAUUGGAGGAUCAUGCAGUUCCUAUCUCUAUGGAUAUGUGGAUGCCAAUUUCAAGCCUGCAAUGACAAAGGAGCAAAGUCUACAAUCUAGCGGUGGUAUUAUCCGUCUGGCAUCUAUAUCCACCAAAGAUGGAGUUGAGCGACAUGUUCUCACUGGCGAUAAAGUGCCUACAGUUUAUGAAGAGUAUUAA